CGCCUCUCCACUCCAGUAGUGUAGUGGUCACGGUACAGUUGCCAUGGCGACCAACUCUCAGCUCACGCUUAUAGCAGACGUCGCCGCACUGCGAAUAGAAGAUUACAACUUAACAGAAUUGCAAGCAGACAUAGAUGGCAUCGUCAGACCAAGCCCAGAUCCCUCCAACAUCAAGAACGAAUUUAGAAAAGUUGCCGAGAAAGAACUGCACGAAACACCGGAAGCUCUUGCAGAAAAUAUUAGGAAACUUAGAAUAUUAGUGGAAGGUGUGGAAGGCCUACAUGCCAGAAUGGACGACAUAUUCCUUUCGGCAUUCCUGCGAGGAAGAAAACACAAUGUGGAAAAAGCGUUUCAGUGUGUAAAGCAGUAUUACGACUUCAAAGCCAAGUACCCAGACUACUACUCCUACUGUGUCCCGUCAGAGUGCAGCGUUGUGUAUGACUUGGGCCACUUCGCCAGUAUACCAGGGGAGGACCGCCUGGGCAGAAAAAUGUGUGGCCUAAUACCUGCCAAAAUAGACCUGGACAAGUCGCCACUGGAUGAGUCGUUCCGCAUGGGGACGACCAUCUUCGAGAUCAUGAUGGAGGACCCCACCCUCCAGGUGAUGGGGACCAUAGUCAUCAUAGACUUGGCUGAGCUCACCAUCAUGCAACAGGCUAGGCUCAUCUCACCCUCGCUAGCGUGGCACCUCACUAAUAUCAUACAGGACAAAAUCCCGCUGAGAGUGAAGGCAGUCCACGUCAUCAACCAACCCUUCUACUUCAAUGCGAUAUACGCUGUAUUUAGGCCUUUCUUAAAGAAGAAGCUCAGAAAGAGGAUAUUUCUACACGGUAGAGACAUGCAGUCGCUCCACAAGCACAUAGACCCCGUCUACUUACCUGUAGAGUGGGGUGGUUCCCGACCGACAUUUAACAACAGAGCAACUAGGACCUACGUUAGGAUGAACGAACACAAGUUUAAAGAAUGGAAGCAGUAUGGAUAUAAAAGCGAAGUCAACUAGACAUUCGUUUUAAAAGAGAAGAAACCUACGACUUUUAUAUGUUUAUAUUAUUACGUUAUUUGUAAAUAUAUUAUAUAUUUUA
This is a messenger RNA of Macrosteles quadrilineatus (aster leafhopper), 1082 nucleotides long. Its product is annotated as clavesin-2-like. Lineage: Eukaryota; Metazoa; Arthropoda; Insecta; Hemiptera; Cicadellidae. Gene Ontology annotation, cellular component: membrane. The record is from RefSeq and is a predicted model, not a curated record. The coding region runs from base 44 to 1000 and encodes 318 amino acids. Gene Ontology annotation, molecular function: phosphatidylinositol bisphosphate binding. The transcript is spliced from 8 exons.